Molecule: messenger RNA, 497 nt
Organism: Cylicostephanus goldi
Lineage: Eukaryota; Metazoa; Nematoda; Chromadorea; Rhabditida; Strongylidae
Source: the annotation of a GenBank genome assembly
AACCAUCGUGUGUGCGUGUUUGAUCGCGAAGGCAAGUUUUUGCGCCAGUUCGGCGGCUACGGUACCGGCCGUGGUCAGCUCGACUCGGCGGCCGGCAUCGCCAUGUUCAAGCAGAAGCUGGUCGUAUCCGAUAGAUACAACCAUCGCGUUUGUAUCUUUGAUCUGGACGGCAACUAUUUGAGCUCUUUUGGCGGUCAUGGCCAGUCUAAUGGAAAGUUCAACAACCCUUGGGGAUUUGGAACUAGCGGCCAUGGGCCAGGACAACUUCAGAAUCCUUUGUUUAUUGCUGUCAAUAGAUUUAAUCAUCAGGUUUAUGUGUCUGAUUCUGCAAACCAUCGAAUUUCUGUAUUUGAUGUACAAGGAACAUAUUUGUUCUCAUUUGGAAGUGAAGGCUUCCAUGGGGGACAGUUUAAAUUCCCUCGUGGGGUUGCUAUAGAUUCGCAGGUGAGUAAGGAACUCUACUGCUUAAAAUUGCUCUGGAACAGUCUCAUUUAGGG